Molecule: messenger RNA, 1098 nt
Organism: Aedes albopictus (Asian tiger mosquito)
Lineage: Eukaryota; Metazoa; Arthropoda; Insecta; Diptera; Culicidae
Product: keratin, type II cytoskeletal I-like
Exons: 1
Coding region: 627-914 (95 amino acids)
Source: RefSeq, a predicted model, not a curated record
CACAAAGGAUGAAAAAAAAUAUUUGGAAUUCGUCAAUUUUCCUUAAAACUAAAAGUGUAUGAGAAUUGACCCAUUCUCACUCCUUCGAGGGGGUGAGAAUGGGUAAAGAGAACUGAAUUUGUUAAAAGUGACAUUUUAAAAAGGCCUUAUUUUUAAGCUUUUUAGGUGAUUUAUCAAAAAUUAACUAAUUCCUCUAGAAGCCUAAUUUUUUACGGAAACUGCUGGAAACUACGAUGACACCAUCAAGUUUUUGAUUCGAUAUUCGUAAUAUUUGAUGAGAUAUUUCAGAUAAUGUUUUGACCCAUUGUCACCCCCAACGACGGUACCUCAAAGUAAUUAUAGUUGCGUAUUUUACCAUUCAGCUAGUUUUCACUACAAUAGCUUUGAAAUUCCAGUGCGACUGGGUUUUGUAAAAACCUACGGUGUAUUGCCAUUUGUUUGUAUACAAGAUGCAUUGAUAACGACCUCAGUACGAAUCACUUCAAGCUGAAGGGAAAUGAUAAUGCCGGUUGAGUAGUAUAUAAUCCUUACAAACUGCACAAUCCAGCAUCAAAGUCAAUUGCACCGUCAAUCGAACAGCAUCAAAUUACUCAAGUUAUUACAAGCAAUAGUCAAUCAGUUAAAAAAUGAAGUCUUACGCCGCUAUCAUCCUCGUAUCGAGCCUCAUUGUCGCCGCCAGUUGUGCCCCACAGUUUGGAUUCGGAGCAUCCGGAGCAGGAGCCAACGCUGCAUCCCAAGGAAUGGGAAUGGGCGGUGGAUUCCCCGGAAUGGGUGGCGGCAUGGGAGCUUCAUCCGCAAACGCUGGCGCCGCUUCGCAGGGAUUCGGAAUGGGCGGACCUUUCGGAGGCAUGGGUAUGAGCGGUUCGGCGGCCAAUGCUGGAGCGCAAGGUAUGGGCCAGGGAUUCGGUGGGUAAGAAGGGGUAUAUGAUUUAGAUAUUAGCUAGGUGUUCAAAUUAUUUUUCAAAGUAUUUCUGAUGAUAGUAAUAAAUGAAUGAAAACAAUUGCAACCAUAAGUAAAAAUGUAGUAUGUAAUUCAUUUAAAAAAUAUGAUUGAUGACAAUGACCAUUAAAGUAAAAUAAGAAUUGAUAGAUAAUCCA